AUGGGCAUUGAAGUCUUGAGGUCUAAGUCAGGUGUCAUCCUAAAUCAAAGGAAGUAUGUAUUGGAGUUGGUUUCUGAUCUAGGCCUAAGUGGUGCUAGGGUGGCCAACACACCUUUGGAAUGCAAUCUGAAGCUAACAACUAUGGAGUAUGAUAAGGCAAUUGGAGUCAAAGGUGAUGAAAUGCUGGAAGACAUCAACAAAUACCAAAAGUUGAUUUGGAGACUAAUGUACAUCACUAUCACAAGACCUGAUAUCAACUUUGCAGUCCAAACACUGAGCCAGUUCAUGCAAGCAUCAAAGAAGUCACACUGGGAGGCUGCAACAAGACUGGUUAGGUAUCUAAGAGGUAUAGUAGGUCAAGGAAUCUGGCUGCAGGCUACAGAAGCUAAUGAGUUGACCUGUUGGCGUGAUUCAUAUUGGGCAUCAUGCCCAAAUACAAGAAGGUCAGUGACAGGAUAUGUUGUGAAGCUUGGGGACUCUUUGAUCUCUCGGAAGUCAAAGAAGCAACAAACAUUAUCUAGAAGUUCAGCAGAGGCAAAAUACAGGAGCAUGGCAUCAACAAUAGCAAAAAUACAUGGUUGUUGGGGUUGUGCAAAGAGCUAG
Molecule: messenger RNA, 603 nt
Organism: Nicotiana tabacum (common tobacco)
Lineage: Eukaryota; Viridiplantae; Streptophyta; Magnoliopsida; Solanales; Solanaceae
Product: secreted RxLR effector protein 161-like
Source: RefSeq, a predicted model, not a curated record